Molecule: messenger RNA, 9249 nt
Organism: Symbiodinium sp. CCMP2592
Lineage: Eukaryota; Dinophyceae; Suessiales; Symbiodiniaceae
Source: the annotation of a GenBank genome assembly
AUGCAGAUCAGCACCAGAUGCUGUGCUCGGCUCCAGAAGCCCCAGAGACAGCCGCCCGGCUCUGUGAGGGAGAGGCAAAGGGGAGAAGAAGCCUUCAAGGACGCAGUCAGAUCGCCAUGUCUUAUGCGGGAGGCUGGAGGACAGGAUGCAUUACGGGCGUGCACAGCGCGUCUGUUCGGUCUAGGCAGACAUGGUGCCUGGGAAGAGGCUCUCGGCAUCCUGCAAGAUCUCCAGAGCCGUGGGUUCCAGAUGGAUGCUGUUCUCUGCAGUGGCCUCUGUCGCGCGUGCGAGAGCUCGCAGCGUUGGGAUGUGGCGCUCUCCGUGCUCGAAGAGCACUCAACGCUCGUCCUGGAUGCCAUUGCUUGCACGGGGCUGAUGCGCCUGCUGGGUGCCGGAAAGCAGUGGCACCGCUGCCUCGAGGUCUUCAGAGACAUGUGUCGAGAAGGGCCGGUGCCCGAUGCCACAGCACUCUGCGCGGUGGUGACGAGCUGCGCGAAGAGCAGCAAGUGGCCUCAAGUCCUGGUGCUGCUUGAGGAUGCCUGGAGUCAGAUUUGGCAGCCCAACACAGUGGUGUACAAUUCGGCAAUCUCCGCUUCUGCGCGAGAAGAGCACUGGGAAGUGGCUUUGACGCUGCUGGAGGACCUCAGCGGCCAUUUGCUGCGUGCUGACGCAGUGACCUGCAGUUCUGUCGUCAGUGCCUGUGAGAAGGGCAAGCAGUGGCAGCUGGCCUUGAUGCUGUUUUGUCAGUCAUCAAAUCGCAAUGCCAUGGCAGCCAGUGCAGCUCUCUCCGCCUUUGCGAAGGCCGAGGAGAACGCUGUUUCCGUGGCAUUGCUUCGGAGCUUGGCAGGACUGCAGGUGGAGCCUUCGGCCGCCGCUUUCAACGCUGCAAGCUCUACAAGGUACUGGAAAGAGAGUCUCUUCUUCCUGCUCUGGGGAGAGGUCUUAGGGGUCGCGGCCACUGCCGCAUCGGCAGGAGCCAAAGUGAAAGCCUUCGAAUGCGGGAGUCAGUGGCAAAGCAUCCUGUCACUGGGAAGGCUUGGCACAGGAUCUGGAGGGGGAGCCGCUGGGAUGGUGUCCGCGGUGUCCGCCUGCGAAGAGGCCAGCGAAUGGGCCCGGAGCACAGCGCUGCUCCUGCAGGCCUCAUUGCCGCCUUCGGUCGCCGCCUGGAACUCGGCCAUGGCCUCCAAGGGUUGGCGGGCGGCGCUCUGGAGCCUGGAGCGUCUGCGCGUGGUGCGCGUGGCAGAUGCUUUUUCCUACAACAUGGUCAUCAAGCAGUGCGAUGGUUCGUCUUGGCAAUGUGCCCUCUGCCUACUCAAGGAGAUGGACGAGCAAAACUUGGUUGUUGACAUGCUGACCUACCACAUGGCCAUGACCGCUCAGAUGAAUGGUCUGCAUUGGGCCGAGUGCCUGGCCACGUUGCAGGCCAUGGAGGAAGCAGACGCCAUUGAAGGCCCUGCAGGCAUCCUCGCCUAUGGGCCGGCAGUUGGCGUUUGUUUGAGAACUUUGCACUGGGAGCGCGCGCUGCUCCUCGUCUUCCAACGCUUGCGGCAACGGCGGCUACGGCCCGACUCGCCGAUGAUGAACUCCUGCAUCACUGUGUGCGAGCGUGCAGGGCAGUGGCAGCUGGCACUGCAGAUCUACUGGGACAUGUGCCUCUUCGGGCCAACUCCGGACGAGACGACGCGCAAUGCCGCCCUUGCAGCCUGCGCAAGGGGUGCGCAGUGGCAGUGGGCCCUUGAUCUUCUUUCCGGCGACGGCAGGUCUGCCGCGGCGUCCGCUCAGAGGCCCGAGGUGGCCUUGGGAUCGGUGCUGGAGGCGCUUCAGCUCUCAGCGAAAUGGCACCAGGCCCUGGAGAUCUUGGCCUCGCAGCCGAAGCAAAAAACGAAUGUGAUCUGCACCUCGUCAGUCUUGCUGGCCUGCACCCGUGCCCAGCGCUGGCCACUGGUUGCUGCACUCCAAGAGGACUCCGCCGGUUCCCUUGUGGAGGCAUCUCGAGACCUGCGUCGAGGUGUGCUGGAACUUGCCCAUGCCAACAUUGUGGUGGCCUUGCUGGACGGUUUGGAGGAUAUGCAGGUGUACAGGGAGCGAGAGGCCGCCGCCUUCAGAAAGACACUGUACGUUCCGGCCAAACGUCAACUCGUACGCCUGUUGAGGUCUGCUGCCGUUCCAGAACUGAUGGCGGGGGAGGCAGUCCUCCGCUGCAAGCUGCUGGAGCGGCAGUCAUCCCUAGGACGGUUCUUUGUCGACCGCUUCUGCUCCGAGCUCUUCGCUCGAGCGAAGCCAAAGGUCCAAGGCGCCCAAGGAGCCAAAGCGUGCAGAAGGGCGAUGGCUCAGGCAGGAGGAAUCUGGGAUGAGAGACCGGUGGCCAAACAGAUCCUGGCCUGGGUGGUGUUCAGACUUCCUUGGCUUAGUGGGGCUCGGCUUGGCGGACAUCGCGUCGAGGAGGAGACUCCAAGACAUGGAUCCAAACUUCUCCCGCUUCAUGUGGAGCACUCCCGGGCCCCGCAUGCCGAGCGCCAGGUGCUUCGCGACAUCCUACGGCAGCUACGGCUACGGCGGCUACGUUCAGCGGAUUCGCUGGCGGCGCUGGCGGUCAAAAAGCAUGCUCUGCGCUGCUUUGCGGCUGGCGACGAGGGCCAUGACCGUGACCCUUGCCGACCCAUCAACAACAGGCUCUUGACCUCCGCAGGAAGGUUUGGGGGCGGGUGGGGGGGAAAGGGGGAGGGUGGGAGCGGGGGCGCUUUCAGCCAUGCCGCGGAGGCGUCGUGGCAUCUGCUCCUGGAGCGCUCCUUCAGAUCCGCCCGGCGGAUCGGCCUUGGCCGCCUCGUCGGCCCCAAAACCUGGAAGAAGGCCGAGGUGAUCCCCGUGGUGGGCCGGCGGUACCCUGACGAGAUCUUCAGCGCCCUGCGCGGAGCAGGCUGCCUGGGUCCCGUCGGUCCCAAGGCCUGCAAGCCCAGCAAGAUCGCCGCCGAUGCUGCGGUGGAGGAUCCUUUUCCAGAUCCGGCGUCACAGCUCCUGGAACUCCGAUGCUGCAUCCCUGUAGCAGAGCGCGGUGCCUUGGCCUCCGAGCAGGAUGGGAACGGGAUUCCGGGAGGAGGCGACCCAACGGUUUUAUCCCAGAACACCUCGAAACACGCGUUGGAAGAGCCAACUUGCAGACGCAUCUCCUACCGCUUGAACGAGGACGCCGUGGCUUCGCUCUCCAUCUCCACAUCUCUCCCGCCGAGCCUCUUGCAGGAUGCCACGGGCAUCGAGGUGCGGCUGGAGGUCAACUUGCACCGUGCCUUCGCCCGGAUGCUGAACCUCAGGUUCCCAGCGGCGGGCUACGAGGCUGACUGGCGCGUUUGGAGUGGAUCGCCUCCCGACCUUCAGAGCCCGAGCCCGGGGCACGCGCAGCCGCCGAACUUCCGCUUGCCGCUACGACCGGAGCAGCUGCGAUCGCUGCAAUGGAUGGUUCAGCAGGAGCUUUGUGACCAACUCCUCACGAUGGCUCCUCUCCUCGCGGUUCAAGUCGUUUUGUUUAUCGAUGUUAUUGGCAGCGAGAACGUGCCGAAGAGGCAGGGGCCCUGGGAUGCUCCACGAAGCCUCGCAUUGGAUUGGACGUUGGACUGUCGUGUGAUCGCCUCCUUCAAGGCACGUGGAGGCGUCUUGGCCGACGAGCGGAUAGGCUAUGGAAAGACAGCUUUGGCGAUAGCACUGGUAGAUGUGCUGCAUGGAGAGCCCUUUCGGGAAGAUGAUGAGCCUGAUUGCGACUUCUUUUUCCCCUGCACGAGCACGCUGAUUUGCAUGCCCUCUCAUCUUCAUGGGCAAUGGGCUGAAGAGUUCGUGAAGUUCACGGGCAACACGUACAAACUCCUGAGUCUGAGCAGAGAAGCAGACUUGAAGAAAGCGACGGUCAGGAGCGUCUUGGAGGCGGACGUCUGCUUGUGCGACUACCAACUUUUUCAGCGGAGCUUCUACGUGAAGAGGCGACAGGAGCUGGGGGGCUUGGAGGCGAACUCCGCCGAGGCGAACUCCACCGAGGAGGCGAAGCUGCGGGCCGAGUUUGGGCCCAGGGAGCCCAAGAAGGCGGAGGAGCGCUCGAACUUCGAAGCGCUGCAGCGUGCGACCUUCAACUUUCUCCAAGCACCGGAGAAGCACAGCUGGAGGCGCUUCCUCAAGCACUUCAAGCACUCCUCGUCUAAAGGGUCUUGGACAGAGCUCACUUUCCCGGUCUUGGAGCAGUUCUUCUGGAAAAGGGUCAUCUUCGACGAAUGUCAUGAACUGCAUGGAGACAUCUGCCACACGUUGUGUUUUCUGCGGGCACACCAUCGUUGGGGCCUCACCGGGACACCGGCUUUACACGGCAUGAAGCACAUCGCAAACAUGGCAUCCCUACUCCGUAUCGAGCUGGCCGGUCCCGGCAGAUUGCGAGAGAAUCCCGUGCUGGCUGAGAACUGUUGGCGUUUCUUGGAUUCGUGCGUCCGGCAGAAUAGCGCAGAGCUUCCGAAGCUUCGCAUCAUUCAGCAUCUGAAGUUUGUGCGGCACACUGCGCAAGAGCGUGCGCUGUACCUGUCCGCGUGCAACAGCGACGCCGACAGCGAUGGCAUGGGCAUCGCUCGGAAGCUCUUGCAGCUCUGCUCUCACUUUUCCCCGCAGGAACUCGCAAAAGACGCCGACGAGGCGUGUGGUCGCCUGCUGAAAGCCAAGCAGCAGGAGGUUGCGGUGGCCAAAGAGGAGGUGCGGCAAGCAGUCCUUUGGUCAGAAGGGCUUCGCCGCCUUUGCAACAGCUUGCCGCCACAGCCUGCGACGCAAGCGCCGAAGGCACAUGCCGCGGAGAUGGAGACCUGCUUGAGGACUUUCCUAGAAGAGCUGCGGGAAGAGGCGAGUCGCCUCAGUCCAGCGGAGCAUCUGAGGCUCCUGAAGGGAUCCACUUCGUGGCAGCGCAGGCUGCGGCAAGAGCUCAGAGCGAAAGCGGAGCCGAGAGAAAGGAAGGAGCCAAAGGAGCCCGUCAAGGAACUUGUCGAAGAGGGCCUUGACUUCGAAGGCCGUGCCAUAGGAAAUCUCGCAGACAAAACGCAGCGCCUUCGCUUCCUUGAGCGCACCCUGGCUCUUGUGGGAAGCCCAAACAACCCGGAGACUUCCAAUCUGCGCUCCUGCAGCAUCUGCUACGAGGACAACCUCGAACUUGAGCAGCUGGGCAUCACACCAUGUGCCCACGUCUUCUGUCUGCGCUGCCUUCACGAGCAAGUGGUCAAGAACCAGCAGUGUGGCCUGUGCCGGCAGCCCCUCAAGAAGGUGGAUAUCCAGCCUUUGAUGCUGGAAGUGAGCCAGGAAGGAGCAGAAAGAAGCGAAGGCAGCCGCAGCCGAAGCUUGCCAAGCCGCUUCGGGCAAUUCGGCAGCAAGUUGGGAGCCAUCGUCCUGCAGCUGCAGGAGAUCAAGGAAGAGGAUCCCUUGGCCAAGUGCAUCGUCUUCUGCCAGUGGGAGAGCUUGCUGCAUUUGAUCGCCGGUGCAUUCGGGACCUUCGGCAUCCGCUUUGCCCGACUCGACGGCUCAGUGUACGCACGCACGCGGACGCUCAGCAACUUCAAGGGAACUUCGUCGUCUUCAGUGGACGUGCUGCUCUUGUCCCUGGAGCAGAGUGCCAGCGGAACAAAUCUCACCUGUGCCAAUCACAUCAUCUUCGUGCACCCCAUGAGCGCGCAGACGCAAGAGGAGUCCAUCGCCUUCGAGCUCCAGGCGAUCGGCCGCGUCCGGCGCUGGGGCCAAGCUCGCAAGGAGAUCCACCUCUGGCGCUUCUGCACCGUGGGCACCCUGGAGGAGGAGAUCACACGAAAGCAUCAGAAGGAGAUCUACGAAAGCUGUCACGAGUGCGAGUCUAACCAUCCCGUCCUCGGCGUGAAAAGGAAGCGAGAUGAGCCGGAAGAGAUCCCUUCGGGCCGAAGGACGGGACACGGACACUCUGGCGAGGAGCUGCCCGGAGGAGGGCCCACACAGAGCACGCGGAGCACGCGGAGCACGCAGCAGCACGGCCCGCGGCACUUCGGCAAGCCCUUGGCCCCUCGCUCAGUGGCUCCGUGCCUUCUCUCUCUGUCUCUGUCUCUCUCCCUCUCCCGGCGACGUGGGCCGAGGUGCCUCAGUCGCUCCCGCUGGACCUCGCAGACUCCGACUAGCGGAAAACGUACUGCACUGCGCUGCUUGCGUCCCUUCUCAGUCCUGACACAGGGCACGGGAGGUUGCAACGUUGCCGCAAGGGCCCAAGGUGUAGAGGACGGGGCCUUCUGCCUUUCGGCUCCCAAGGAGCCGGACUGCGCAGAGGCCUGGGGUUUCAGAGAUGGGUGUGCUUCGGCGAUGACAGCGACGCCACCGCCGCGUCCCUUGAGGACGCAAGAAGGGGAUGACCGCUUCAAGCUUGCUUCGGAGGUGCGUUUCGGCAAAGCCGCGGACUUUUCAAGAGGCCUCUUCAAGCAGGUGUCCACCGCUGGCUUACUUCAAGCUAUGAGCAAUCUCCUGGUGCUGAACGUGUCUCGCACACCGCUCCGUUCUGCUGAGCUCGAGACGAUCUGCACGGCGGCACCAGGACUCAUCCGUAUCGAUGCAAGUCGCUGCAGCUUGGAUGAGCUGCCGCACAGAUCGGUCUUCGAGUCUCUGCACAACGUCAAGGUCGCACUCUUCCACCAGAACAUGAUCCGCAGGUGGCAGGACGUGCUGAGUCUGUGUGGAUGCCCUGCCUUGAUCUGGCUGACCAUCUUCCAAAAUCCUGUGGCAGGUGAUCCUACGAUUCGAUCUGUGGUGUUGGCGGAAAAGCCUUCGAUUCUGGCAGUGGACCACCGCAUGGUAACGGAGCCAGAGCGCCUGGGGCCAGAGUGGGAUGUGGUCUGGUCCGUGCUGUCCCGGUCCACGCGCUUCGGGGCAAGGCAACUGGAUCCCGACUCUUUAGAUCUGGAGGUCAAUGGCUCCAGAAGAAGCUUGGCCUUUGAGCAGAAGGAUGACUUUAUGAUUCAUCUCGCGCUGCAGGAGAUUCGUGUCAUGGAGGGCCAUUAUCAGAAUGCAUCCCCGGCACGUUGCAUACAGGCUGUUUGGCGUGGAUUUCACGUGCGGCGAUCCGUGGAGCAUCACAAGGUUCGAAUGGUGCGAGCCGCAAAGGCACUGCAACGUGGAGCCCGACGCCUGUUGUGGCGGAAAGACAUGGCGGAGUAUGUCAAGGAGUAUUUGGGCGAGAUUGAUGAGCUGGACUUGCUCUUGGACGCGAAGGAGAUGCUGCGACGUAGGGCAUUGAAGCUCAUCGAGGCUCGCGUUCGUAGAUGGAUACUACAGCGGAGUCUGCAGCGGAGAGAGCGGAAGGCAGCGGAGUUGAUCUGCCGCCAUGCUCGCAGCUGCCUUGUCCGGCGCAGGUUGCUCUAUGCACGAGCCGAUCUUUAUCAGUGUCAGACCUUCUAUUUUCCCGAGCGACAUGCCUGGGAGUUCCACGUGUUGUGCAACCUGGUACUGCGGGCUCAUGGCUGGCCGUCACUGCCAGCAGACCACACAUUUCAGGAUGCCAAUGUGCUGGGCAUCCGUUUCCCAGAAUUCAACGAGGCAGCGCUGCGCAGCAUGGCGUGGCUGCGCUUCCUGGGUUUCGCUCAGCGGCUGGUGCUGCGACCGCUCCGCUCUGGCAGAUUCCCUGCAGCUUGGGACGGUCCCUUUCACCGCCUGGUGGGAAAGAAUCAGAAUGAGUUACAAAGGAAUGACACAAAGGAGGGCAAAGAAUGGGCUGAAAGGAAGGUCCGGCGCCGUGGCGACAGCUUCAACAAUCGCUGCCGAAGGGCCUUCAGGAACUCCUGCUGCCCGGGCCCACAUCCCGUGAGGCGCAUCGAGGCCACCGCUGAAGUGCAAGAGUGCGUCCUCUUGAAGGAGUUCUUGGAAGGACCAGAGCAACGGUGGCCGGCAGAGGCCAACAUUCUCCGGGUGAGGCAAAUGACAGGCCCUCUCGCAGUGACACUAACGCCAAUUGAAUUCAGCCGCAACGUGAUGCGCCUCCAGCGCAGAGGCGCGGGAGAGGAGGGCAGCUCCGAUCUCGCAGCUCCGAUCUCGCAGGCUUCCGCCGCUUCCGCUUCCUUGAGCCGCUUCGGGCAGAUCCUGGGAGACGCCGCGGCGCUGCUCGACGGCUGGCUCCCCGCAGAGGCUGGCGAGGCGCUCUUGCAGAGCCUGACAGCGCUGGAGGACGUCGGAUCGGCAGUGGAAGAGUAUCGACUGUGCACAGUGUGGGCGCUGGCCGCAUUCGCACUCCACGUCACAGCGGGUGCGAGGCUGACGGAGCCAACUGCGCAGCUGGCCUUCGGAGCGUCAGCACUGGCGGCAAGGCAGGCCAAGUGGAGGCAUCAGAAUGAGUGGCUAUUCUGCUGCGAACCUGCCAGGGAUUGGGAUGAUGACACCUUCAAGCAUUUCAAACUCAGGAGCUAUCGGUUUCCGCCUCUGAAGCUGCCCACCACAUCUUAUCCUGACUUUCAUGGUCACUGUGCGAGCUCCGCUUGGUUUGGAGGAUCACCAAAGCGAGCUUCUCCGUCCAAGCAGCUGCGCGAUGCUGCUCGUGCACUGGCUCGCCCGCAGUGCCAGUGCAGGGGCUACGCUGCUGAUAAUAGUCGCAACCGAAAGCCGGCGCCAAGCAGUCGCGAAGAAUCACUCAAAGACCACCUUGCUGCAAUUCUUUGUGAUGGCGACACUGGUUUUAGCGAUUACUGUCGCAUGCGCUGCACACCUCGUUCCCCAAGACACGCGGAAGGAAGACACAGGGACAUUUUUCCGCUUGCUGCUGUGGCAGUGUGGAAUUUUGUUCCUGAGGUUGUUGCUUUUGGGGCUGACAUUGCACUUCUCUUGCUGAACGGGUGCAUUGCCGCUCUGAAUUUCUCGGUGGCCGACUUCAGGCCCGGCAAGGUUUCUGAAGUCGUUGCAAAGCAUACACAGGCGCAACGGGCGGCAGUGGAGCACUUGGCUGCACAUGCCGCCCGCUUUCUUGGUGAGAUCAUCAGGCAUUGCCCGCAGGGCCCACGCUGCUCUGAUGCUUGCAGCCGCUAUGGGGAGCAAGAGCCCGACAGGCAUCCUUCGCUAAACGCGGAGGCCGUCGAUCUUCCGGCAAUAGCAGGCACUUGCGAAACACAGAGCCACAUGUUUGAGGACCUUAAGAGUAUUGUGACGUCACCCGCUAGGCUUUUUGGAGACAUAACAUCGCAAGAGGAGGAGUGUCCCGCUCGUUUUCCGUCUGGCAAGCAAGGGCAAGAGUACCUCAGCUAG